UGUAUAUGGCCGGAUGCUUAACACACUGAAAAAUCAUGAAAUUUCAAACGCUGUGGGAACCGUGGCGGUAAAAAAUACGAAGAUAUUUAUGAGUUAUAUCGGUAGCUAUAUCACAACCAAAGACAUUUCCAACUCCGAACUUUGCAUCGUCCAAAAGGAAAGUGGUGUAUUUGACCAGAGCAUGUUUACCGAUAUUACUAUGGUUUAUAUAGCCGAAUCAUUCAAAUUGGACUUGUAUAUAAAUCGCACUCAGGAACCUAGAGGAUUUGCUAAUAUAAAGACUAACGGAAAAUGGAAAGCUUGAAAUUGAAACACGAGCCUGUCUGUAUUCGCGAUUUUGAAAUUUUCGCUAAAGAUUUUCUGCCAAAGGCCGUAUUUGAUUAUUACGCCUCCGCAGCGAAUGACGAGCAGACAAUCUCGGAAUCAACAGCAGCUUUUAAACGGUUAAAACUUUUACCACGAGUUCUGCGAAAUGUGUCCGCCGUUGACAUGUCAACAUCGAUUCUUGGUGAAAAAAUUGAAGUCCCAUUUUGUAUAGCACCGACUGGCAUGCAGAAACUUGCGCAUCCCGACGGGGAACUUGCAACAGCUAGAGCUAGCUCCCGAAAUGACACAUGCAUGACCCUGAGUUGCUGGUCAUUGACAAGGCUUGAAGACGUCGCCUCAGGCUCUGAUGGAUUGAAAUGGUUCCAAACAGACAUUCUAGGAGAUCGAAAUAUUAUGGCGAGUCUUAUUAGACGUGCAGAGGCUGCAGGAUAUAAAGCAAUCGUUUUGACGGUUGACAUGCCAAUCUGUGGUAAACGACACACCCAGAUUCGCUACGUGUUUACCGGCUUACCGCCAAUACCUAACAUAAAGGAGGCAUUCGAUUCGAAGGAUAUGUUAGAGUUUGGUAGUGGCUCUGUGGACAAAAUCCACGAUAGAUCAGCUACAUGGGACACGAUCAUUCCCUGGGUAAAGUCUAUUACAUCAUUACCAGUAGUAGUAAAAGGAAUACUUACCGCUGAAGAUGCAAAACUAGCGGUAAAAUGUGGUGUUGAUGGCAUCAUUGUUUCAAAUCAUGGAGGUCGACAACUAGACUGUGUUCCCGCGACGAUUGAAGUUUUACCGUCAAUAGUGUCCGCUGUCGGUCAAGAUGUGGAAGUGUAUCUGGACGGUGGUAUAAGGUUUGGUUAGGAUAUUUUCAAAGCCUUGGCUUUAGGGGCAAAAGCGGUGUUUAUCGGGAGGCCGAUCCUAUGGGGUCUUGCCUAUCAGGUAAAAACCAUAAAUUAAAUG
This is a messenger RNA of Dendronephthya gigantea, 1275 nucleotides long. Its product is annotated as peroxisomal (S)-2-hydroxy-acid oxidase GLO1-like. The transcript is spliced from 5 exons. NCBI's taxonomy places the organism in Eukaryota, Metazoa, Cnidaria, Anthozoa, Malacalcyonacea, Nephtheidae. The record is from RefSeq and is a predicted model, not a curated record. Bases 292 to 1176 code for a protein of 294 amino acids. Gene Ontology annotation, molecular function: oxidoreductase activity; FMN binding.